Molecule: messenger RNA, 2185 nt
Organism: Andrographis paniculata
Lineage: Eukaryota; Viridiplantae; Streptophyta; Magnoliopsida; Lamiales; Acanthaceae
Product: probable galacturonosyltransferase 6
Exons: 9
Coding region: 224-1993 (589 amino acids)
Molecular function (GO): polygalacturonate 4-alpha-galacturonosyltransferase activity
Source: RefSeq, a predicted model, not a curated record
AAUGCUAACCUGCCACCUCCAUUCCAUGUCCACCCGCUUUCCCCGCUCGCCACAUUUCCGAUUAUCUUUUAUUCUUUCACGCGGAAAUUCUCCCCCCUCAGAUCUCAUUGCAGUUCCAAGGGCGAGGGCGAACCCUAGCUUGUCUGAUUCGAGGAAUUCGUAGGUUUUGCGGUUGCUAUUUGCUAAUUGACAUUAAUUGCUGUUGUCCGAUUCGAGGAUUUUGAUGAGGGUUUCGCGUAAAUAUUGGAGGGUUUUGAUCCUCUGCUUGCUCGGCGUUUCAGUUUUUGGUCCCAUUUUUCUGCUGUCGGAUCGGCUCAACUCCAAUUUAAAUGUUUCGAAGGUUGGCGUCCAGGAUUUGGCGAUUAUUAAACAGAGAAGAAAGGUGCAGACGCUGAGUGUAAUAAAGCAGGAGGAAAAUGAAGGCUUGAAAGUACCACCAAUGGUGGUGCGCAAAGAUGAAACCUCUAAUUCUUCUGUUGAUUUUAGUUUUAACAAGAAUGUAAGAAAUUUUGGCCAAGUUAAUGUUGCAGGGAGUGAUCCGGUUGUCUCGGAAAUGAAUGUUUCGCUGUCUAGACAUGAGUUGGUUAAGGAUGCGCGAAAAAGAGCAGAGGUGAACGAGACAACAGUUUCUCGGACGGAGAACGAUCAAUCGAUGCAAAAAUUGGACGAGAGAUUGAAAGAGAUGAAAGACCAAGUGAUCAAGGCGAGAGCGUACAUAAGUUUUGCACAUCUGAACGGAAGUCCUCAGCUCGUGAAAGAGUUGCGAGUUCGGUCGAGAGAGAUCGAACGAGUCAUGAACCACUGCAUCAGAGAAUCCCGUGUUUCCCGGAGUGCUUUGCAGAAAAUGAAAGCUAUGGAGUCGACUCUAUCAAAAGCUCGUCGAACAUAUCCUGAUUGUCCUGCCAUGGUAAAGAAACUUCGAGCCAUGACUCACAAUGCCGAGGAACAGAUCGAGGCACAAAGAAAGCAAGAAAAUUUUCUUCGAGCGAUCGGCGGGAGAACCAUCCCGAAAGGCCUUCAUUGCUUGUCGAUGAAAUUGACUGCCGAAUAUUUCGCCCGAGAGCCGAAGAAACGAGCGGUCCUUUACAAACAAGAAACGAAGGAUCCUAAUCUUUAUCACUUCGCUGUUUUCUCCGACAAUAUAUUGGCCUGUUCUGUCGUCGUGCGCUCGACUAUCGCAAACACCCAGGAACCGGAGAGGGUAGUUUUUCAUGUAGUGACUGAUUCGUUGAACUUCCCGGCAAUGUCGAUGUGGUUCUUAUCGAACCCUCCCUCCCGAGCGACAGUCCACGUCGAAAGCAUCGAAAAUUUCGGGUGGCUAUCGACAAAAUAUAACGUGACGACUUUGCAGAAGGAGGGUUCGGUUGAUAAGCGAUACACUUCCGAGCUGAACCACCUCAGGUUCUAUUUGCCAGACGUGUUUCCGUACUUAAACAAGAUCGUUCUCCUCGAUCACGACGUCGUGGUGAAACGGGAUUUGACGCGACUUUGGGGUACCAACACGAGAGGCAAAGUAAACGGCGCGGUGCAGACAUGCAAUGACAGCGAGCCCUCCUUCCGUCGUCUCGAUACGUUCAUCGAUUUCACAGACCCGGGAAUCGCGAAUAAAUUCGACGCCAAUUCGUGCACGUGGGCCUUCGGGAUGAAUGUGUUCGACCUCCGGGAAUGGCAACGGCGGAAUCUAACGGCAGUCUAUCGAAAGUACCGUCGACUGGGUGAUAAGAAGCCGUUUUUGUUUAAAGCCGGGAGCUUACCGAUCGGCUGGCUAACAUUCUACAAGCACACGUUCGCGUUAAACAAGAGCUGGCAUGUUCUCGGGCUGGGAAAUGACGCAGAUGUGAGGCAGGACGAUAUUGACCGUGCCGCCGUCGUGCACUACGACGGAAUCCGGAAGCCGUGGCUCGAUAUCGGGUUCGAAAAAUACAAGAAAUUGUGGAAGAAGUAUGUCAAAUUUGAGCAUCCGUAUCUACAGGAGUGCAAUGUUCAUGAGUAGAGCUGAAGUUUCAGAAAGGCUCAUAUAGAUAUAUACAUAAUUGUGCCAUUCUUAUACUGAUUAAUCACCAUCCAUGGUGUGUAUUUAAAUUUUUUAUUUUAUUGAUUUUUUUGUUUUUAUAAAUACACAUGGCAGAUAGUAAUUGGUCGGUUUAGAAAAGAUAAAUGAUACAAUAUUAUUUUUUUUCAUUUA